Messenger RNA from Acipenser ruthenus (sterlet), 3459 nucleotides. It is a transcript of the gene zbbx, whose product is annotated as zinc finger, B-box domain containing. The coding region runs from base 320 to 2914 and encodes 864 amino acids. Gene Ontology annotation, molecular function: zinc ion binding. Gene Ontology annotation, cellular component: motile cilium. Lineage: Eukaryota; Metazoa; Chordata; Actinopteri; Acipenseriformes; Acipenseridae. The record is from RefSeq and is a predicted model, not a curated record. The transcript is spliced from 20 exons. Gene Ontology annotation, biological process: cilium movement.
AGCAAGCGUCUGGCGAUUGUGCCUAUGGAGAGCGCCCUGUGCUGCUCAUGAACGUAGCUGUUUUCAACUUGUUGUAUAAUUGAAUACUAAUUAUUAUUAAUAUUAUUUAGUCAUUUAGCAGACGCUUUUAUACAAAGCGACUUACAGAGACUUGGGGGUGAACCUCCUGGUAACAACCCCCUUUCUUUAACCACUGGAUCAACUGCUAAACAGGGAAGCGCAAUCUUAUUGUAUUUUUUAGAAGUAAAGUAUACAUGCUCCGAAGGAACCUCUCUCAAGGUGCUUUGUAUUCACGGAACAAAUCAGUCCAUUAAAAGCCAUGAAUUUGAAUGAUUUUAUCGUUGUCACAAACCAGCCUAAUUCAGUUAAAUUAAAAAACAGAAACGUGAGAGAGAUGCGAUUAGAAACAGUCCAGCUAGAGCUGGAAAGUAAAGACAUGGAGAGUCGGCUUCAGCAGCUGAGACUGAGCAUGAGCAGAGAAAAAGAUGAGCGAGAAAAAUCGGGAGGAUUUCAUUGGAGAUCAGGGCAAGCUGGUGCCCUAGCUACCCAUCCACACGGAGCACCUCAAAAUAAAGAGAACAACCUUCAAAAGUUAUCUGCUGGAAAAGUGAAGAUAAAAAUACUCAAAGACCAAUCUGAAGGUUUUGCUUCAGAAUUGCGGAAGCCACCAGAGAGCUAUCGUUCACCAGUAGGAAUGGUCAGAAGUGGAAAACCCAAACUGCAAGGAAAAAUAUGUGGGCAAUGUGAAUCAAAAAAGGCUGGCUUGGUGUGUAUGGAAUGUGGAGAAGAUUAUUGUGUCAGCUGCUUUGCCAAAUUCCACCAGAAGGGGGCACUGAAACUCCACAGAAUGAUACCUCUACAGAUGGAGAUCCAGACUUCCAUCAGCACAUUAGAUGUUGUUAGUCAAUUUAAAAAACAAAUUGAUCCUGAAGAAUCUUCUGUGAAAAGCAAACAGAAGGAUGUUGUUGAGGAGAAGCAGUCACCUGUGAGAAAUCUUCUCCCUCCACCGAAAAAGAACACAGAUGCAGAGGUUUCAAUCUUGGAUCAUGGAAAUUAUUUUGAGGUCCAAAGCAUCAGGAAAAGUAACCAGGACAAAGGUUUAUUGUUAAGUGGUAGUUUUGAUGAGGAAGAAUCCGCAAAGUCUUUUCAACAAGUGUUGAUGGAAUGGAGAACCGGAAAAGAAAACAAUGACCAAGCAUGGAGGCCCUAUGAAGCUGUACCAGUGUUCACAGGGGUAUCUGCAGUUCAAGCAGACCUGUCAGAUGCAAGAAAACCAGUCGACAUUGAGUUCAGUGAACACAGUCUGAGUUAUAUGGAGAGACUGCUAUUAAAAAAGCAUAGAAGAACUCCUGUACAGCAAUGUGGAUCGAUGUCUUUGGCCUCUUCACUUCAAAUACCCUUAAUGGAGUCAAACAUGCUGAUGGAUGAAGAAGGGCUGAGUCUGACUGCUGAAGAGAUGGAGGAACACAGAUAUUACACUGCUCUUUUUACAGUAGAAGAGUUUCAUCAGCAGACUGGAUCAUCCUUAAGUAUUUUAGAAUUGGACGAGGCUCUUAAAGAGCACUUGGAGGAGACUAACAGCUAUGUGGUGGAGGAAGCAGAAAAUGUCGAAACCAGAGAGAAAAAGCUGACUCAGUUGAGAGAAAAUCUCUACUGUACACAGCUGAAUUUAUCUUUUGACAAAAGGUCAGAAAUGUCAGCAGUCCAAGAAUCAAAAAACCUUGGAAUGUCUUCCCUGAUGUCCACAUUAUCUGAAGAUGAAAAAACCCUUUCAUCAAGCAGGAAGACAAGCACCUCGGCAAACAAGCAGAGACUACUCUCAGCUGGAAAAACAUCAAGCACAAAUGUGCGUCUUUCACGUUCUCUGUCUGUUUCUGCUAAAACAGAAAGAAUGGCCCAAAACAGUCCACGGAGACCAAAACAAAAACAAAGGCAAAAGAAUGAAAAGCAGACCACUAGUGAACCGCUGAAAUCUCAUAAUACACCUCAAAGGACAUCACUGUUAUUAAAUGUUUCUCUGGAAGAUGCAGCUUCCACUGCAGAUGAAGGUCCAGGCAGAAACUAUUUGCUGGCGAAUGACAGUACUACAGAAAGCACAGACGUGGGCCUCUCUGUAAAGCCGUCUAUGGCACUGCGUGAGCUUGCUCAAAGACAACCUGUGGAAGAGGACCACUAUACUGGCUUAAAUGGCUUUUUUACACUAGGCCUGGACCCUGCACAAAUCAGUCCAGAUCCUUUCCCUCAACGUGCCGCCUAUCAAAGUGUAGAAAAUAAACAGGACUUUCAGACUGAAGAAAGAGGGGGAUGGAGGCCCAGCAGCAAUUUAAGUGAGUAUGCUGAGGAGAUGGUUGUCAGCAGUGUAAUUGGCAGUGCUCGAAGCAGACCUCCAAGCAGCCUUGGGCAACAAAUCACCUCGGGUAGAAUCACCUCAUCUAUGCAGUGUCAUGCAUCAUCUGGGAGUCUAAUUUACUCACCAAGACCUAUUUCCGCACACACAUCAUUUCACUCUGCAGCUGAGAAUAAAACAUUCUCUUCUUCAUGGCAAAAAAGUGCUGUAUCUUCUAGGCCAGUCAGUGCUCAUGCACGGCCGCUGUCCAGAGCUACAGUUGAAAUUAUGGAAAUCGAAUCCGUUGACCCAACUGAGAAUGAUGAUCCAGGCCUGGAAAAUGAGGCUGAUAAUUGUGCCUUAGCGUGCUUAGAAGAGGAAUUUAAAAUGCUUAGAAACCAUGAAGAUGAGGAGAAGUCGGCUCAAAACUCAUCAUCCCAACAAGAGCAAUUUGUUUUUCGGUCUCAGGAAAGAUCAAGAACAAAACAGACGAGGAAUAUUUCUCCAAAAAGCUGGGAUGCUGAAGGUCACACAGAUGAUGAGGAGGACAUUCUGAGAGACAAGCAGAAUGUUAUGUCACUACCCUGACAAGAAAUGGGAACUAGGUACCAAUUGUACAAAACUGACCUUACAUUAAAUAUCAACCUUCAGAGCAGAUCACUAUUAAAAUGUAAUGCUGUUAGCUUGUAAAUGUUUUAUUUCAUUUACUGUACAGACAAAAGUGGCCUUUUCUGUUGCAUUCGAACAUGCUAAUAUUGCCCAGUGGUAAAUGCUUGUUUUUCUAAUCAUUUGUUGUGCCUGUUAUUUUGCUAUUUAUUUGAACGUAUAUUGAGUAGUAUUAAUGAUGUUACUGGUUUAAAUAUGUUGUGCUUUAUUUCAUACCUAAUACUAAUGUUUAUUAUUUUGACACAUGAAACCAUAUUGUUAACUGAGAAAUCUAUUUACUCUGUAAUUUAUAUAAUUGUAUGUGCUGGUGAAGAUGAGGUGUCACAUUUUUUUUACUAAAUAUGCAGUUUGAAAAGUUUUACAAUAUAAUACAUUUAAAUAAAACAUGUUCAGUUGUUCAAAGGUGCAUUUGAUGAAUAAAAAAAAAACCUGUUAACAUGAAUAUUUAAUAAUAAACACAGUUUUAU